GUUUGACAGAGGGAUCUCGAGUGAACGCAGAAGUUUGUCUAUAGAUUAAUCAAACAAUGUCUGAAGAAAUCAGAAAAAGGCUUGAUUUUCCUAACACGCUUAUUCAGUCACAGGCUGUGGGCCAUCUUAUUGCUGCAGUGCUGAAAGAAAAUGUUUUAUCUAACAAGAUCAGCCAGUCCAGUAACCAGACCCCAGCGUUAAAUUUGCUCUGGGAAAAGUCCUGCAGUGACAAUAUGAUGGUCCGGACAACCUGCUGUGAGGCUGUGGUGAAGCUUGUCAAACAAGAUCAUGCAGAGUUUGGCUACAUUCUUAACACAGCACUCAGCCUCAUUCCUUCAGCCAGGAAUGUCCAGGGCUUGAUAAAAAUCAUUGUAAAGCUAUUACAGAUGCAAGCCUUGAAGACAUCACAAAGUGAAGAACAGCAACAGCUUGACUUAUAUGCAAUUAGAAACUCUCCUCACCCUCUAAUUAUUAUAGUUGAAAACAGACCUGAUUGCUGGCCAUUCCUUCUUCAACAUAUGACCACAUUUUUCCAGCAAUGUCCAAAAGGGGCAGAACGUGCAUGUGUCAAUAUAAUGAGGCCAUUUCUAAGGUACCUAUAUUGUGAACCUUACCAGUUGCGGGAGCAUGCAGAAUUACGGAUGAGCCUGCUUAGAGUCUUGCUUCAGCCAUAUGGACCUUUCAACAAAGAGGAGCCCCCUGGCCUUGAAUGCCAUCUCCUUCAAUUGUUUUGUGACCUAGUCCCGUAUUAUCAGGUAAAAGACGCUCUACAGAUCACGGAAGCAUUGCUUUUUUUGGAGGGAUUAUUUCGGAGUCUGCUGCGUUACCCUAGUUUUUGGAAGAAGCAAUUGUGUCACCUUUGUCUGCAGCUUCUGGUUUUCUGUGAGGUUAGCCUGCAGGCCACAGGGGAAUGUUCAUCUUUAAUUCGCUUAAUGGAGGAAAAUGUUGAGCUUCUGAAAGAGGGUUUUCCAUUUCAGAUGACCAUCAUUGGAUUAGGCGUGCUCCUACUGCAGAUUCCAGCUAGUCAGCAAAAGCCUAUUUUAAAUCUAGCCAUCAAGCUUCUAUCAGGUUCGGAAACCAAGAUGACUCCAUUGAUGGCUGUCAUCUUAGUGAUGCCUGCAUUGCAAAUAUUAUCAUCUACCACUGGUCAGGACAACAUGAUUGAGGAGAAUGAUAGCACGACUAGGCAGCAAUUAGCCAUUAAUCUUCUAGAGAUUGUACAGCAGGAAGAGCUUAAGGAGCAGCCCUUGGUCUCUUGGGAGCAUUACUUCCCCAUAAAUAGUACCUAUGGUUCAUUGCAUGUCACUUGGCAACUCCUUUGGCUUUUGAGAGACAAGACCGCUAUGCUUGAUUGGUUGUCUUCUAUUAAAUCAAUGCUUCCUAUUGCAACACAAGUCUCUGUCCAUGUUGUUCUCCUGGUAGCGUAUCUCCUCAUUCAAGAGAAUGGGGAUAAUCUUCAUAGUGUGCUGGAUGCUACCAUAGAAAUUGCAAAGGUGGAUUCAUCUCAGGUGCCAAAUCUGAUUCCAGUUCUGAUGUUUAAAUUGGGAAGACCACUGGAGGCCACACUCUGCCGGGACAUCUUGUAUACCUUACCUGCUUUGGGAGUUCAUAAGGUCUGCGUUGCCCAGAUUUUACGUGUGCUGCAGGUGUUAGGAAACACACCGAAACUUCAAGCUGUUACGUUACGUCUGAUGACAUGUUUAUGGGAAAAACAGGAUCGAGUUUAUCCAGAACUUCAGAGAUUCAUGGCAAUGUCUGAUAUGGCUUCAUUAUCUGUUAGUAAAGAUACUCAGUGGGAGAAGGUGAUUGCCAAAGCUGCUUCUAUCAGAGAUAUAUGCAAGCAAAGACCUUACCAACAUGGGGCAGAUAUGCUGGCUGCAAUUUCUAAGGUACUGAAUGAAUGCACAAAACCCGAUCAAGCCACACCUGCUGCCUUAGUCUUACAAGGACUUCAUGCACUUUGUCAAGCUGAGGUUGUUUGCAUUCGUUCUACAUGGAAUGCACUCUCACCAAAACUGAACUGUGAUACCCGGCCAUUUAUUUUAAAAACACUCAAUGAACUGUUCUCUCUUGUCCCUUCGUUAAUGGUAAAUUCGAGUGAAUAUGAGAAGUUUAAAGCUCAAGUUGUCAGUUUCCUAUGGAGCCACACACAAAGCAAGGAUUCUCUUGUAGCUAUCUCUGCAUAUAAAUCUCUCUCUGAAUUUCAUCCUGAAGAAUACACCAUCCUCCAUCUUCCUGAACAGAAAUCCUACUCUGGUGAAAAUACCGCAAGUGCUAUUGCUCGUUCCUGUGCAGCAACCUCUUUGUCUCUCUUGGUGCCGGUUUUUAUUGUAUCCUACAAGGAAAGGGUUGAGGAAGUCCUGAAUUUACUGAUUGCCAUGUUACCUGGGAAACCAAAUGCAGAUGAGUCUCAGGCUGUUCAAAUCCACAUGAGCCUUGCAUUGGGGAUGUUUAUUUCACGGUUAUGUGAAGAGAAAGUCAGUGAUGUAGCUGACAAACAAAUGAAUCUCCUAUUGAUGAAGUCCCUGGAGGCAUUAGAAGAUUGCUGCUUCGACACAAGUCUUGAGUACAACACUGGAUGUAUCUUGGGGGUAGGACUUGUUCUGUCACUGAUGAGUCACAGCAACUUGACAGAUUCUGAAGCUCACAUCUCUACCUCUCUGCGUAAACUUUGCAAGUACUUGGAUGAUGCAGAAGACCAAAGCCGAACAUUACAGGAAAUCCUUGCCUACACAAUUGCCUGUGUCUGUGUUUCUGCUUUCAGUACUAGGAUUGUUGAGGCUACAGAGGCUGAAGAUGUUAUGGACAAGCUGCAGAAAUUAACAGAAAUGAAUCAGCAGACACCAGGUUUUGCCUUAGCCUUGGGGAGCCUUGUUCAUGGAUUAUCUAUAUGCGGACAUGGAAAAGCAGACGUUCUCAGCAAUAAGCUAUUUCCUGCCUGGAUGAAAACUGUACUUGCUGAGGGAGCUCCUACAAUGCAAAGACUAGCAGCGGUCAAUGGCUUGGUCUCUCUAGUGGGUUCUGAAAGUACCAUGAUACAGCUGAAAUCAGAAGCUAUCCAAUCUUCUCACUUUCAAAGCAAACUUAAUGAAGUCAUCCGAACCCUGACUCAGGUAAUCAGCUUUUCUGGGGUGAUAGGCCUUCAGGUAAAUGCUGCAUGGAUGUUAGGACAUUUGUACCUUUCUAAUGUGUCUGCAACCCGUAGUCGAACAUCUGUUCCUUCUGACUUUAGCUACCUCCCUGAGAAAAGUUUCCUUAGAGCAACCAUUGAUUUUAUUAUAGAAGGCGGAAAGAAAGGGCCUGAACAAGUCCAUCCAAGCUUCUUAAAGGCAGCCAUGGCACCCAUUGCAUUGAUUGGAGGGAGCUAUCAGUAUCCCCCUUUGAACUGGGCAUCAAUUCUCGCUCCUCUGCUGCGGCUAGAUUUUGGAGAAGAAAUACAGCAGUUGUGUAUUGAACUAGCUGUGACCCAGGCUCAAUCAUCUCAGAAUGCGGCAAUGAUUUUAGGCAUGUGGGUGGCACCACCUCUGGUCUACAGUCUAAGUAUACAAGCCAAGAGAUACCUUUUUGCUUCCUUACCUCUGUGGAUGAAAUAUGUAGCCGAAGACAAACAGCAGAUCUUCACUGAAGUGUUUAUGGUGCAGCAUUUCGAGACAAAGAAACAGUCAAAAAACCCAGACCUUUGCUGGAAUAUUUUGCAAGGACUCAGCCAAGCUAUGAAAUUGCCUAGCCCAACUCAGCACAGCUGGAGUUGUUUUUGCAAGGCUGCUGAGAAGAUAUUUGAGCUUUUGCCAGAUGAGAUUUGGAACAAUUUGGAAAAGGUUGCAUUUGUCAGAGUUUAUUUAGUUUCUCAAGGCAGAUUUCCUUUGCUGAGAUGGAACGAUGUGAUUAGUGUUGCGGCUGGGUGCCAGCAGAAAGAAACCAUUGUCUGGAUGCUGCUGCACAGCUUUUAUCAUGCACGAAUCCUGAGCCAUGAAAACACUGGAGUCUUAAAACGAAUGGAGUGGCUCUUGGAAUUCAUGGGAUAUAUUAAAAAAGUUUCCUUAAAUACGGCCUCUAUGCAAAAUGUUUCUCCCCAAGAGGCUGUCAGCUUCCUGUUGUGGAUUUUCGCCGCUUGUGUGGUUGCCUGGGCUGAUCAUGCCUUGCCAAUGCUACUUGGCCUUAGUGCAGACUGGUCUGCCUGGCAGUGUGAAACAAUAGACAGAGUCCUUGCACGUGGCUUAGGCAAGCGUCCAGUGGAUACUUUGGCAGUCAAAGAGAUACUCACUCUUCUUCCAGGUAGCUUGCAAAUUCUGUUGACCAAAGAGCCUUGGAAAGAGCAAACACCAAAGUUUAUUGACUGGCUGUUUAGCCUAAUGGAGAAUGCUAAUGAAAUACUCACUCAAUCUUCCAGAGAUCUUUUGAAAGCUUCUUUAUUGGCCCUGAGAUCUCUUCCAGAGUUUAAGAAGAAAGCAGUAUGGACAAAAGCUUAUGGCUGGUAGGGAUCUUGAAGAAACAGAUACCGUAUCUGUUGGUGAUACAUAUCUUGCUAAAAACCUUUUAUGCUAUGGAAUACAAGCUUCUGUUAUAGACAUAUUGUUAUCUUUCCUGGGGAAAGAUACUUAAAAAUCCUCCGUAUUUGCAUAUAUACCAUUUGUUCUAUUAAUGAGAGAGAAAGAGAAGAAGGAAGGAAGGAAAAUGAAAGAAAGAAUGAAAGAAUGAAUGAAUUACUAUUAGAAAGUGGGAGGUAAGGGAGUUUAAACAAGGCAAGUAGAUUUCACAAAAGGUUGGUCACCAUUGCACUUGACAACUUCGGUGUGUUAAGAUUAAAGAUAUUGUUUUGAAAAAUUGAA
Molecule: messenger RNA, 4829 nt
Organism: Thamnophis sirtalis
Lineage: Eukaryota; Metazoa; Chordata; Lepidosauria; Squamata; Natricidae
Source: RefSeq, a predicted model, not a curated record